GCGUUUAAAAUCAUAGAAACUCAACAGCAGACCUAACAUAAUUUAACUUGUUUUAUGGACAUCUUCCUUAUUCGCGGUGUUAUAAUUUCAAUUUAAUAUUCAGUACACGUUCAUCUUGUGUCUUUAACCGUAUUUAUUUUUGUAUUUUUUUUUAUUGUUAUUGUUUAAUUGUGUCACUAAAUGCGCGUGUGCUUCAACGUGUUACUUUAUGUUAAAUUUAACAUUCGGUUUUUCCGUUAGUACUCGAUAGCCGUUAGUUACAAGUGGAUGUUGAAACAAGAAAAAAAUUGUUGUUGCAUUCGCUCUAUUCAAGGUGAAUGUCGUAUGGCUUUUAAACAAAAAAGAAAUAAAAAUUAAUAACAACACAAAUAACACGUGAAAAACUUGUUUUUUAUAAUGUAAAAUGAAUGAUUCUGAUGAUUUAGAUACAAAUUCCCAAAUUCUUGAACGAGUGCAAUCGGAUCGCGUAACCGUAACGAAACCUGAAGAGGAUCGAAGAAGACGGACAAUAAUCGUCGAAAAGAAAAACGGUUCGUAUGGAUUCACGCUGCAAAGUUACGGAAUUCACUACAAAAAAGAGCAAGAAAUUGAAAUGAUUACCUAUGUCGAUUACGUUGAUUAUGACGGACCGGCUUAUCGGGCUGGUAUGCGAGAAGGUGACGUUAUUUUAUCCAUCAAUGGAACCGAUAUGGAAAAAGCCGACCAUAAAACAUUAGUUAAUUUCAUAAAAAAUUGUGAUUCGCGAAUGAGAAUGGUAGUGUUAUUUGAAGAUUGCGUUCGCAAGGUCGAGCUUCAUAUGAGAUACAUCCAACUUCAAAGAAUCCUACAAAGCAAAAUGGCCGAGUUAGAAAAAUUAUGUUUAAGAGAGCGCCAAUUAUUAGAAGGAAAAUGGAAAACACACAGUUUACCAGCAAGAAAAAAGCAAACGAAAUCAACGGGAGAUCCAACAACACCAACUCAAGUAACUUAUUCUUACUGCCGACCAACAGUUUCCACCGAAGACGUCGCUAAAGUUCAACAACAAAAACAACACGCACCUCCAACGUUAAUUUUUGCCUAUCAAUAUUUAGACCCGCAUUACCGUUACAUGUUACAACCAUCAACAAGUUCAAGCGGUGAAUAUUUAUUGACGUUUGAACAACCUCGUUAUGCGGAACAACAUUUUAUGGCUGUUCGAAAUAGUUGCGAAAAACAACAAAAAAUUAAUCAACAACAAAUUAAUCAGGUUAAUGUGAAACCGAGAAAAUCCCAAGAACCACAACAAUGCCAUUCUUACGCCGGACAUUUAUGUAAUCCUUGUAUUCAACCAAAUAGUAAUGGCGACAACACGAGUUUAGAAGCGUAUGAUUUAGCGAGUCCUUGUUGCGAUCCUCAUUGUGUUCCAAGCGCACGGAGGCGUUCAAGAAAUCAUAAAGAGCAUAGAAAAAGAGAUUCUCGAACAGAAGAAACCCAAACAGAUCCGCAAGAACAACAUCAAAGACAACCACCAAGAAGACCGCAUUCAACUUCUUCUUCGCAAACUCAAACGCAUUCAAUCCCAAGAAGAUAUUUGCAAUUUGGUGCUGGAUUAGUAAGUCAAUGUAGUUUACAUUCGUGUACUUCAAGUGAAUUAAGUGGAAUUGCCCCAACAACAACUGGGGAAAGUUCCGGGAGUUACACAACAUCUUUAAGUACGGAUACUUUGUACUGGGAUGGUUCUUGUGAAAUGAAUUCAAGACAGGUUAGUAUUAAAAAUAAGCAUGAUCAUCAAAGAUAUCAUCAACAAUCACCACAUCAACAACAACAACAACACCAACAACAUCCAUCACAUCAACAACAACAUGAAACAACAACUUAUAUCCAAUAUAACCCGGUUAAACCAAAAUCUUGGGAUAAUUUAACCACGAAAGCUUUUGGCGGUUACGGUUUUGGUUAUGGUUACUUAGAUACGACGAAAAAAAAUCAUAGAACACCAAGCGUUAGUAGUAGUAAUAGUACUUCCAAAGGACAAUACGGUCGAAUUUCCAGCGGCAACGAGAAACAAAAUAAUUCUUCCCAAACUCAACCUCAAUACACUCCACACACUCAUCGAAGAUAUUUUCAAGCGACCAAAUCAACAGAAAGCCUUUUAUCCGUGCCGAAAUAUUCAAACGAACCACUAUCGGAUAGUAGCGCUGAAGGCAUUGAUAAUAUUUCACCUAGUCCAGAUACCAAAGAAAAUAAUCGUUUCUUCCAAAGCCCGAGGCAAAGUGUCGCUAGUCCCACCGAUCCUAAUUUCGGAUAUUAUAGUGCUAGAAGAACCCAAAGGAAUAUUGUUACAACUAGUUCAGAAGCAACACGACUUUAAAUUUCGAUUAAAAACAAUUAUUUGAUACCCGAUUUCAUAAAUAUAUUUAAAAAAAAGUAUUAAAUGCAGUUAUUUUACAGAUAAAGUAAUAAUUUUAGGUUUAACAUUUCAUUUUGACGUUUAAAAUGAUGAAUCAUUAAUGUAGACGUCAUGUAAAAUGUCAUUUACCCAUUUCAUAAAGAAUUAACCUUUCAGUAUGCGCGCUUACACAAUCUCAGGCGGAGGACUGUGAGUCUGCAAUUACUAAUAGAAAUGAUCGUCGGGCAAAAAAUAGCAUUAUAACUUAAGCCGUAACCCAAAUAUUUCUAGUUCUAGGUCUAGUGUUAGUUCUAGUUUUAGUUCAUUAAUAAUACACACCUAUCUAGCGCAGGAUAACGACUAAAAUUAGAGAUAACACUAGCACUAGAACUAACAUUGUACCUAGAACUAGAAACAUUCGGGUUUACCCGUACGUCUCUUAAGACGGCUAAUCCCGAAUGUAUCUAGUUAUCUACCUAACACAAUAUCAACUGAAACCAGAACUAACACCAGACCUAGAAUUACAAAGUUUCGAGUUUAAACAGGUUUUUAUUUAUCUUAUAUUAAUAGUUAUUAGAAUUGGUAUUAUUGCCUAUUAACAAUAUUGAAGUGUUCUAUUCAUUUAAAUAUUGUCAUUUGAAACAGCUAGCUAAUAGAAGAUGGUGCUAGUGCGAAGUUAGAAAUUUUGCGUGUACUGAAAGGUUAAGACAACAGAAAUGAUGUCUUCAGGAAAAUGUUAAUUGAUUUGUGAAAGAAAUAAUAUGAUGGUUCUGAAUUUGUUCUUUAUAUUGAAACCUACAUACAUAUUUUGAUAAAAGAUACAUUUUUUUACGCUUUAAAUGUCAAUUUGAUGUUUGGAAGAUCUAUUUAAAGUUAUCACUUUUGCCAUUUCAACUCUGUCAUUUAGACGUUAACAAUGAUUUUGAUUUCUGAAACGAAAUUUUUAAGCUGAAAAUAUCAAUUUGAGUUUUGUAAUAUGUUUUUAACCACUUUAAACGUCAUUUUUGACAUUACAAAUGUCAUAUCUGAAAUGUUUAAAAUGUCAUCUUGACGUUUGAAAUGUCAUUUUUUUUAUAAUUUCCGUUAUUAUAGAGUUUUUUUAUUUUGUCUUUAUGAAAUAGGGUCUAAAAAUAUUUCAUUGUGUACCAAAGAGUUAAAAGUGAUUAGUAUUAUUGUUCUAAAAAAAAGUUACCGAGCACAACGUUUAAAAAUAGACAAUAAGUUGUCGGAGAUAAAGUGAGUUUUUUUAAAGAUUUUUUAAAGAAUAUUUUGUCGGUGUUAAUUUAUACAUAUAUGUGUACAAGGUGUUUUUAAUCAGGGUUUAAAAAUUGGAUAUGUACGGAAAUAAGUCUACAAAUCAACCGUUUAUGAAAAAACAACGAAUCUAUUCAAAUAACAGACCAAAUUUGCUUUCGAGGUUGCAAGGUAUUAUAGUGUUUCUGUAUUGUGUUGAUUUUUCAUUUUUGAAUAUAAUUAUUCAAAUGAAAUUAUUAUCGAAAAAAGAAAUGGUCUAUUCUAAUUCUAAUUUAUCUGGCAAUAGCAAAAUUUUCAUUUAUUGGUGGUAUAAAAGGUAUACAGUGUGUAGUAUAUAGGGUAAAUUACGUUCAUAAGUUUUUGUGCAAAGCAUACAAUCCAAAUUUAUCAUAGUUUAUAGUUUUUGGACUAAUUUUUUAUGAAUUUGACUAAAUGAAAUGGUAUUUAAUAUCAACAUGUUUUGUUCGCCUUGACUUUUUAAAGCUGGUUUGUCUUUAUCCUUAGCCAACUUGCUGUUCCAUUCCCCCAUAAUUUCCUCCACUAUGCAUGGCAGUCGGGUUUUCUUAUGUUGCCCAUGUAGACAUUCUCUUUUUGGCGCUUCAAUGGAGACGGUUCUAUAUGCACCAGUGAUUCUUAACAAUACUUUUCUCUGUAUUUUUGUCAAUCUCACAUGUUUUUUAGUUUCAAACGCAUUACUUCACGCUUUACAGGCGUAUAACAUUUGCAAAAAUACAUCUGAGCCAAUCAACUUUCUGCAUUCCUUUCUUGGUCCAUAAGUAGAACGGAAUUCGGUGUAGAGAGAUUCCAUCCGAGAUCCUUCCCCAUCAUUACACCCUUUCAUCUUCAUUUCUAUUGUUUCUUCGCUCGCCUACUACUCCAUCUUAUUUAUUACACUCAUUAGUUCUUAUUGUGCUCUCCUUUUUAUUUCAGUUUCGUCCCAUCCAGUUAUGACAAUCGCCAUGUCGUCCGCGUAUGCUACAAUCUUAACAUUUUCUUCGUUUAGGUACAUGCGACCUCAGUGUUUCGUUGAAAUAAAUAGUUUUUAACUACGUUAACCAAC
Messenger RNA from Onthophagus taurus, 4658 nucleotides. It is a transcript of the gene ssp6, whose product is annotated as short spindle 6. Lineage: Eukaryota; Metazoa; Arthropoda; Insecta; Coleoptera; Scarabaeidae. Gene Ontology annotation, molecular function: protein binding. The record is from RefSeq and is a predicted model, not a curated record.